AUGUCCGCGACUGACAGAAAGGACGAUACCGACACGGUGAAAGCGUCAGCACAGCAUAUUGAGGAGCAUGGCAUGACGCACGAUGCGAAAGAUGCUGCUAUCGAUGCGGCAGCACAGGGUCAAACUGUAGUGGGCUACGAGACUUUAACGGUAUGGCAGACGGUCAAAACGUUCAAAGUUAGUACGGCAGUAUGCUUCGCAGCCGCUCUCAGUGCAGCAACGGACGGAUACCAAAUCGGCAUCAAUUCCAGCAUCAUCGCCAACCAGGGUUUUGUCAACAAAUUUGCAACCGCAUACGAUCCGCUGGGCAAGCCGUACCUCGAGUCUCCUAUCAUUAGCGGCUUCGGCACCAUCCAGUCCGUGGGGCAGAUCAUCGGCAUGGUCACGCUGCCCUUUAUAUCCAGUCGAUUCGGGCGGAAAUGGGCUCUCUACACGCUCUGGUUCAUCCUGGCAUGCAGCAUUCUCACUGAGAGCCUCGCCACUGCUUGGCCACAUUGGCUGGUGGCAAAGCUUCUCUCCGGCAUAGGCGUCGGCUGCAUGCAGACAACUUUACCCACGUAUAUAUCCGAAGUAGCGCCCAACCGCAUCCGUGGUGGCCUGUUGAUGUGCUAUAGUCUGUGGUUCUCGCUCGGUCAAUUCUUCGCCAUCAUCGCGCUGCAGCGCAUGAACACGCUGUCGCCGCUGAAUUUCAGAACCGCAAUCCUGACGCAGUGGGCACAAAUUGGGCUUAUGGCAAUUAUCUAUCUGCUGAUUCCUGAGUCACCGAGUUGGUGUGUCUCAGUUGGCAAUUCAACACGCGCGAAGCGCGAACUGAAGAAAUUGAACCGCGGCGUGAAGGAUUUCAAUCUUGAGCAAAAUUAUCAGGCCCUAGUGCUCGUCGCGGAACAUGAGAAGGCAGUGGCAAUCGAGCAGAAAAGAGAGAAUUGGUAUGCGAUUUUCCAGGGAGUUAACGGUGUGCGCACACUUGCUGCUUCAUGGGCGCUUGUGUCGCAGCAACUCGUUGGGCUGACGCUCUUUGGUACUUAUGGGACGUACUUCUUCCAGCAGGCCGGUUUGAAGGAUCCAUUCGCCAUCACGUGUAUUACCAGCUCGCUAAUGAUUGCGACUGCAAUCGUAGUCAUCUUCCUUGCGGAUCCGUUAGGGAGGAGGUGGAUUGGAUGUGGCGGCGUCACGCUGAGUUGGCUUUGCUGUCUUGUCAUUGGCAUUUUGGGUGUAACAAAGACUCGUCUCCGACCAUAUACCGCCGGAUUUGCCGCAGCCCUGUCCUGCGUUGCCGGCGUUGUCAUGAAUCAGCUCGUUCCAUACAUGGUCAACGAGAACGAAUGGAACUGGGGUUACAAGACGGGCUGGUUUUACGCCGGCAUUGGUCUUCCAGCCGUCGCUGGCAUGUGGCUUUUGGUUCCCGAGACAACUGGACGCAGCGCUGCUGAACUAGACGAGCUGUUCAAUAACAAAGUUCGCCCGUGGCGAUUUGCCAAGACGGAGACUGCAACGCAGCGCUUGCUCAAGGUUGAAGCGUCGGAGUAUCUAAAAAAUUAA
This is a messenger RNA of Parastagonospora nodorum SN15, 1539 nucleotides long. RefSeq lists its product as hypothetical. Bases 1 to 1539 code for a protein of 512 amino acids. Gene Ontology annotation, cellular component: membrane. Gene Ontology annotation, biological process: carbohydrate transport; transmembrane transport. The record is from RefSeq and is a predicted model, not a curated record. Gene Ontology annotation, molecular function: carbohydrate:proton symporter activity. The transcript has 4 exons. NCBI's taxonomy places the organism in Eukaryota, Fungi, Ascomycota, Dothideomycetes, Pleosporales, Phaeosphaeriaceae.